GCAAUCAGCCAGAGCUCAAAUUGUCAAAAAAAUGUCCAACGUCAGCGGUUAUCCAAUGGUUGCUUUUCGCUCCAGCGGGCCAUCCGGGACGCCGGUACUUUGGGGUUAUCCACCUGGACUUUCCAUCGUUGAUCUGGUUCCGGACGAUAUGAAGGCGUUAACGCAUCCUCACUGGAAUAAAUCACCUGUCAAUCCAAUGUGGCACUACUUGCUGGGACUCGCCUACAUCCUUCUUGGUGCCAUUUCCAUCACAGGCAAUUCCUUGGUUCUUCAUCUUUUCACGAAAUCACAGGAUUUGAGAACUCCAGCCAACAUCUUUGUCGUCAAUUUGGCAUUUUCUGACCUCUGCAUGAUGAUCUCGCAGUGUCCCAUGUUCGUUUAUAACAGCUUCAACGGAGGAGUUUGGCUUUUUGGGCCUUUCAUGUGUGAACUCUACGCAUGCACCGGCUCUGUUUUUGGAUUGUGUAGUAUCUGCACUAUGGCCGCCAUCAGCUACGAUCGCUAUAACGUUAUCGUUAAUGGGAUGAACGGAACACGCAUGACUUACGGCAGAGCAGGUGCAUUUAUUUUAUUCGUCUGGGCUUACUCCAUUGGCUGGAGCAUCACUCCGUUUGUCGGCUGGGGACGGUAUAUUCCGGAAGGAAUUUUAGAUUCCUGCUCAUUUGAUUAUCUAACUCGGGAUGCGGUGACUGUUUCUUACACUUGCUGUCUAUUCGUCUUUGAUUACUGCCUGCCCUUUAUUAUCAUCGUAUUCUGCUAUUACCACAUUGUUGGAGCCAUCAUUCAUCAUGAAAAGGCGCUGCGAGAACAAGCAAAGAAAAUGAAUGUAACAUCGCUUAGGUCAAAUGCCGACCAAAAUGCCCAGAGCGCAGAAAUUCGUGUCGCCAAAAUCGCCAUGAUGAAUAUUUCUCUUUGGGUAGCUAUGUGGACACCAUAUGCUGCAAUCGUUUUACAAGGUGCUGUUGGGAACCAAGAUAAGAUAACACCUUUGGUCACCAUUUUGCCGGCAUUGAUUGCUAAGAGUGCCUCGAUCGCUAAUCCAAUCAUUUACGCUAUUUCUCAUCCAAAAUACCGCCUGGCUUUGCAAGCGGAACUUCCGUGGUUCUGCAUCAAUGAGAAACAUCGACUGGAGGACGUGGCGAAGAUUCCCAAUCAACAAUUACCAGCAAUACAACUUCUUCAGAUGUGUCUAUGCCUUGAGUAUUUGAUGCAAUCCUUACGUUCUAGAGUACACAAAAUGAUACGAAAAAUGGUCAAACGAAACCUUCCGGAGCUCCACAAGGAACCUUACGGAACUUUACGAAUUCUGAAAAUGCAAUUAUUAUUAUUAUAUUAAAUUCGGAGUGGAUUGUUAACACACUCUUUCCUGUUUAGUUACCCUGAAAGACUAUAUAGCCCAUUCUACUGUAAUCAAAUUAACCUUUGUUUGCAAGCUUUACCUGGUGAAAA
Molecule: messenger RNA, 1449 nt
Organism: Daphnia carinata
Lineage: Eukaryota; Metazoa; Arthropoda; Branchiopoda; Diplostraca; Daphniidae
Product: compound eye opsin BCRH1-like
Biological process (GO): visual perception; G protein-coupled receptor signaling pathway
Cellular component (GO): membrane
Molecular function (GO): G protein-coupled receptor activity
Source: RefSeq, a predicted model, not a curated record